This is a messenger RNA of Galleria mellonella (greater wax moth), 1254 nucleotides long. It is a transcript of the gene betaggt-II, whose product is annotated as geranylgeranyl transferase type-2 subunit beta. NCBI's taxonomy places the organism in Eukaryota, Metazoa, Arthropoda, Insecta, Lepidoptera, Pyralidae. The transcript has 6 exons. Gene Ontology annotation, cellular component: Rab-protein geranylgeranyltransferase complex. Gene Ontology annotation, biological process: protein geranylgeranylation. The record is from RefSeq and is a predicted model, not a curated record. Bases 174 to 1175 code for a protein of 333 amino acids. Gene Ontology annotation, molecular function: Rab geranylgeranyltransferase activity.
AGGUAACACCGACUCUUUAUAACUUAGUUAUGAACUCUCAUUAUUUUAAUUCAUUUUUAAUUACCACAUUCUUUGACUAAAUGUUUAUUCCUAUAAUACGGUGAUGAUUUUUAUAUUAUAAUUUUAUUACACAGAUUUUAUUUUUCAAUAAGUUACCCGUGUAAGUAGAACAAAUGUCUUUUAAUACCAAAGACGUAGUCCUCAAAGAGGACAGACCAAAAACACUGCUUUUACAAAAGCAUUCAGACUACCUCGCAGGGUAUGGAUUAAACAAAGACGAUUACGAGUACUGUAUGACAGAACAUAUACGAAUGUCCGGAAUUUACUGGAGUCUAACAGCUAUGGAACUUAUGGACCAAACUUCAAGAAUGCCAAAAAGUGAAAUAAUAGAAUUCAUUACAUCUUGUCAAGACACGGAGAGUGGGGGUAUAUCUGCUAGUAUUGGGCAUGACCCACACAUGCUGUACACUUUGAGUGCUGUGCAGGUAUUAGCAAUGUAUGACAGAAUGGAUGCAGUGGAUGUGGAUGGAAUUGUCCGAUUUGUUACAUCGCUGCAACAGCCGGAUGGCAGCUUCUUUGGUGAUAAAUGGGGAGAAGUGGAUACACGAUUCUCCUUCUGUGCUGUGAUGUGUCUGUCAUUACUGCAAAAACUGGAAGCCAUUAAUGUCAACAAAGCAGUUGACUUUGUGCUCAGUUGUAUGAAUUUUGAUGGUGGUUUUGGAUCUAAACCGGGAUCGGAAAGUCAUGCAGGUCUGAUCUACUGCUGUGUGGGCACAUUGUCAAUCUGCAAGAGAAUGGAUGCACUGCAUGCUGAUGAACUAGCAUGGUGGCUGUGUGAACGACAGCUGCCCAGCGGUGGACUUAAUGGCAGGCCUGAAAAACUGCCAGAUCUUUGUUACUCAUGGUGGGUUAUGUCUUCACUUUCAAUGCUAAAUAGGAUACACUGGGUAGAUAAAAAUAGUUUAGAAGAAUUCAUCUUAGCAUGCCAGGACGCUGAGACUGGCGGCUUCAGUGACCGACCUGGCGAUAUUCCGGAUCCAUUUCAUACACUCUUCGGUUUAGCUGGACUGUCUCUGUUAGGAAAUAGUAGCAUAAAAUUAGUUAAUCCAACCUAUUGUAUGCCUCAAGAGACUAUUGACAGACUCAAAUUAGAACCCCAAGUAUUGCAUGUUUAAUUUACACAGUAUUUAUUUAUGACAUCACUUUAUAUAUAAUUUCAAUUGACAUUAAAAUAAAAUUAUGUAAGUUUUAAAA